ACAUGAUCCUUUAUUAAUUGCUCGAUCGAUCGGUAAAUAUGGUUUUGCUGAAUUUUUCCUCUCUAAGAGAACCCUUCCAAAUCCUGACAAUCACCCUCCUCAGCCUCUUGCUCCCACUCUCCUUUCUCCUCCUUUCCAGGUUCUAUAUUCUUCACUAUCUCCUAAGCUUCAACUCUUAUCCUCCACCGCAGCUUUCUUCUUUUCUCUUCUCUUUCUUCCUAUAUAUCAACCCCAGUGUUCUCUGUCUUAUUGUUUCCGUUGUUUGCAUAGCAACUCUUACAAACGGCUUGACGACAGGUAAGCUUACGUUUCUGACCGAGUCGCCGGCCGGCCGUUUGUACACGGCAUGGAUAUUUGUAUGUACAUUGCAAGUCUGUGUUGGUCUGGGGAUAGAGGGAGCCAUAGCGGCCGGAGUUGAAGCCCCCGGUUUAAAUAUGGGGGAGAUAAGCUUGCUGAGUAAAGUUAUUUUUUUCUUCGGGUUGCAUGAAACGACGCUUCAUUGGUUUAGAGUGGUGGUGAAGCCGGUGGUGGACGACACCGUUUUUGGGGUUGCUAGGGAGGAAAGGUGGGCUGAGAGGGUGGCAUUGGCGGCGAGCUUCUGUAGCUUGUGGUGGUGGAAGUUGAGGGAAGAGGUUGAGUUUCUGGUGGUUUUGCCGGAGUUUAAGAGAGAGCGGCUGAUGGGUGUUGGGGUGGCUGACUUUGUUGGGUGGUGGUUGUAUUAUCUGACUGUAACAAUUGGGAUGGUCAGAGUUGUGAAGGCUAUUUUGUGGCUUGCCAUCCUUCUGCUAUGUAGAAGGCCGGUGAGAGGGAAGUCGCCGCCUGCCUCUGACGGGGAUGAAGACAAUGUCUAAAUUUGAUUUUUUGUAGUUAAUUCUUUUACUACUCUUGCAUGUUUACUGUUCUCCAAUCUAAGGCAUGCAUCCAACGUGGUGUUUGUUCAUUAUUUCUCAUCUGUGGUAUGGUCGCGCGCACGACUCGCACCUGAUCUUACAACUGUACUAAAAUCCAAUUUAUUUAUGAUUUAUGAUUGCUCAGUUA
This is a messenger RNA of Alnus glutinosa, 1038 nucleotides long. RefSeq lists its product as uncharacterized. The transcript has a single exon. Bases 39 to 851 code for a protein of 270 amino acids. The record is from RefSeq and is a predicted model, not a curated record. NCBI's taxonomy places the organism in Eukaryota, Viridiplantae, Streptophyta, Magnoliopsida, Fagales, Betulaceae.